Molecule: messenger RNA, 2067 nt
Organism: Ophidiomyces ophidiicola
Lineage: Eukaryota; Fungi; Ascomycota; Eurotiomycetes; Onygenales; Onygenaceae
Exons: 7
Coding region: 1-2067 (688 amino acids)
Biological process (GO): meiotic recombination checkpoint signaling; protein phosphorylation
Cellular component (GO): nucleus; cytoplasm
Molecular function (GO): ATP binding; protein serine/threonine kinase activity; protein binding
Source: RefSeq, a predicted model, not a curated record
AUGGCACCCUUUAUCGAAGGCAUCUGCCAGUCACAGCCGGACCAACAAUUUGUUGGCGUUCUACAUGAAUUGAAUGGAAAUGAACAGCCAGCAAGGUCAAUCUACAUUCCUGCUGGCGAGACUGUUGUGAUUGGUCGAAGUCCUAAAUCAUGUCAAAUCGUCGUGAACGAUUUUAGAGUGUCCAAGAAACAUCUUCGAAUAUAUGCAAUUGUCUUUGACCAAGACAAUCCCACAGAAGUGGCGCCCCUGGCCUAUGCACAAGAUACCUCAUUGAAUGGCACUCUCUGGAAUGGCCGCCGGAUGGAUAGAAAGACAGGCGGGGUACUGCUGAGCAAUGGAGACACUCUCAGAAUAUGUGACAACAUUGCCUUCACCUUUCAGUCACUAUGUAAUGAUCAAUUUCCACUCUCCAGCCUUCAGCUAAAUGAAAUAAAGAGAUUUAAAGAUGAAUACCUCAUCACAAAUCGAAGGCUUGGGUCAGGAGCAUAUGGCCAUGUUCACAUGGCACUCAAUCUGCGAAAUGGCACACAAGUAGCCUGUAAAAUUGUGGAUCUAUCGGCCAUAAAAUCUCGUCUUCAGGGUUCAGACAGUCGUGCCCUUUACCAGCAGCACCAAGCAGCCCGCUGCUCUGGCAAUAAUCCCGAAUCAGACUCGCAAGAAGGCCAAGAAUUCCGGACGGGGCAGCAGACGGCUCGUAAAGUAGAAGAAAAACUCAGGGUAUAUGAGAGAGAGGUCGAAAUUUUACAAACACUUCGACAUCCAAAUAUUAUCGGAAUCGAGAUGGCUUGCAAUACCGGAAGCACACUGUAUAUUUUUGAGGAUCUAAUACCCGCAGGCGACCUUUUCUCAUUUCUUGAGUAUAGACAAGGAAAUCUUCCAGAUGUCGAAGCGGCAGUAAUUGUAAGACAGAUUGCGAUGGCGCUUGACUAUCUGCACGAUAAAAACAUUGUGCACCGCGACCUGAAACCCGACAAUAUUUUGAUGACUUCUUUGGUCGGCGGAUCUCGAGUAGUUCUGACUGACUUCGGCUGCGCUCGGCAUCUUCCCCAGGAACCAGCACGCAUGGCUUCGAUCAUGGGGACGUUUGAAUACACUGCGCCAGAAAUAGAUCGGUCAACAAUACGUAUAAGCAAAGGUUAUACCAAAUCAGUUGAUUUGUGGUCUCUCGGGUGUGUGACGGCUGUGCUCCUCACGGGAGGAUCUCCGUUUCAACACUCAAGCUCUCAGGCAUAUUCGCGAAAACUGGCUCAAGAAUGUAACCUUGAGAGUCUUGAGAGAUCUGAUGAAUGGAUUAAGGUUGGAAAGCGAGCAAAGAGCUUUGUGCGGCGACUCCUCGUUCUUGACGAGAACCUCAGGAUGACAGCCAAGGAAUCUCUCCAACACGAAUGGUUCACCAACCCAUCUCACAAGCUUGCUUUCAACAAAAUCUAUCAGAAGGAGAUUUCUGAUUGGAAGCCACGGUCUGACGUUCUUGCUGGGCUAAAGGAGCCGGAUAUAAAAUCGCCAAUGGCUCAUGAAACGCUUUCGUCCCAUGUUUUGAGGGGCCUAAAUCAGCCCCGUGUACACAGCAAGAAAACGCCAGGACCAAAGGCCUCUUUAGUCAAGGCAUUGGGGACCCAAUCAGGGUGGGAGGCGCAAGAACCGACACCAGACACAGGGGCAGUCCGUAUUCGGGACUUGAAAUGCGAUGCUACCGCGAAAGGCGAUGAGUUUGGGAAUCUGGAAAUUGAGCGUCCUACUAUUGUGCCAAACAAUCGCAAUAAAGCCCAAUGUACUGCACGGACAGCUGCUUCUCCCAUGCGACACCCAUUCAGCCCGGCGGCGUGGAGUAAAGCCCGGUGUUCUAAGCCAAAACAAGCGCAAGAACUAAGGAAAAACCAGGCAGGCCAUCAGUCUACCAAUAAUAAUAGUGCAUCCAAAGGAAACACGCAUUUACGGCGCCUAUCGAAGCAAGCCAUGUUAGCUGGUCACGCUAGGAAAAGGCGUGCCGUGGAUAUCUUCGCAUUUGAGGAAGAUGACAUUAUUGGGGAUUGCCAGGCUCCUGUCUCGGGACAGAGAAAGUGGUGA